ACUACUACCACCACCACAACUACAACAACUCCAAAACCGAGAACAGAGGGCUCGACCAUGUCCGGUGGGGGAGGCUCGAGCUGGUUGGGUGGUUCCGGUUCCGGUUCCGGUACUGAAACGAAUACAGCAACUGCAGACAAGUCGAAUUCAUCUACCGCGGAUGCUGCAAAAGAUGACAAAGUCGAACCCACCGAAGCUACAGCUGCUGUUGAUGUCUUUGCAUCAGCGCAAACAGCUGAUAACGCCACUAAGGGCAGCGACGGCGAUGACAACAACAUCUUCAACUUGAUGAACAUGCUCGGGAGCUCCGGGGUGUGUCUGAAAGCAGGGUACUUGGUGGCACUUUUUGUCAUCGCUGUAACAACCUGCUUUAACUAAUGACUAACAAAUGACGCGUGGCUCAGGGGUGAGAACUCCAGAUAUCGCUUCUAAUGGUCACAGCAACCAUGCCUUCCUCCAUGUCACAAGUUCUUGAAAUAAAAAAAAUUCAUCUUUC
Messenger RNA from Haliotis rufescens (red abalone), 496 nucleotides. RefSeq lists its product as uncharacterized. Lineage: Eukaryota; Metazoa; Mollusca; Gastropoda; Lepetellida; Haliotidae. The record is from RefSeq and is a predicted model, not a curated record. Bases 58 to 378 code for a protein of 106 amino acids. The transcript has 3 exons.